GUUCCUCUGUGUGUACUAGCUUACACUUACAGCUUUGAAAAGGAAGUAAAAGAACCUCAGUUGCACAGCAUUUUUAAAAACCAGCCCACACUCUCAUUGCAUGUUUCCUUAAAUUUUUUAGAUCUGACUUUUCAUUGUUAGAUGAGCAAACGUUUUAGCGAACAGGAAAAGUAGGUAACCUUAACAACAUAUAAUGAUGGAUUGGUUCCAUUUAAGUGGCCCAGAAAGUCAUGUCAGUGAGCUACUGUGCACAGACAAAAAGCCUGGAGUGCAGCUAUUGUGAAUUAAAGUAAUUAUAUGUGUAUUUCUUGCCAUAAUUACUCCAAAUGUCUGCUAUGAAAAGGUCUAUGUGUGGUUUGAUCCUCCUUCAUUGCAGUCAACUUAAUACAAUCUGCAGACCUACGGACAAGUACAUGGUUUUAGGUAAUAGAUGUGCCAACAUUCUCAGUUUACACCUGUGAAGCCUCUAAGAUAAUGGAUGAUCUAUUAUCCUCUGAAGGGAUGCUGAAUGUGUUUGUGGUGAAACACCAUUAACCACAAGGACAUUAUUCAUGGCACAUGAAGAAGAAUAUCUAGCUCAUCCACUGCUUGGUAGAUGACCUACAUUUUACUUUACUUAGGUUUUUGGUGCAAUUUGGAGACCAACUUUAAUAAGCUUUUCUUAUUCUUUAUGUUGGAUUUUUCAAGUUUACAAUGUUUACAACUAACUGAUUAAUGCAAAGUAAAAUCCAUCCCCCCAAGUUAUACAAAAACACAUUUAAGUGUGCGGACUUCAGAAAUAUAAGUGUACACUGUCCCCAACUGGCCAAAUUGGUGAACUGCAACACUAAGUUAUGACUAUGCAACAUUAUUUAUGAUGAUCAUUUCAGUGAACAAUGGUUAAUGUCUCUGAAUUGGCAGAGCGCAUUUUAAUAACAAGUACUGUAUCUAUAUGUGUAAAUGCAUUCCUCUCUAUCCGGAGUGUAAUUGUAGAGGCUUUAUUUCACCUCAUGGUGGCAGUGUGGAGCUGUUCUCUUCUAUCUGGUGGACUGCAGCUCCAGAGAUGCUCCUUAUGAUCUGGUGGAGCUACAAUGAAAAAAGGAGGAGGAUAUAUAUAUAUAUUUUUGAAAAUAUAUACAUGCAAAUCUGAUCAACAGCAUGAGGGAUCCAUGAUCUUCUCUUCUGAUAACCUAAUAAACUGCUGAGAAGAGGCUUUUUGGGCCUGUUAGGAUGUCUUCACCUGAAAAUGCUGUGUCACAGGAAGGCUGUGAGGCCUCAGCCCCUACGCUGGAGGCUGAACGGAGGAUUGUUCUGGUUGGGAGGACAGGAACUGGCAGAAGCUCCUCCGGGAACACGCUGUUGGGUAGAUCUGCCUUCUGGGUCGACAUCUCCCCCCGUUCUGUCACCAUGCAGUGCAAAAGACAGUCUGGGGUGUUGGACGGGCAGAGUAUCUCUGUGGUAGACACCCCAGGGUUCUUCAACACAAGCUUGUCCCUUCAGGAGGUCAUGGCAGAGGUUGGACAGUGUGUUGUCUUGUCCUCUCCUGGACCUCACGCCUUUUUGGUAACCCUCCAGCCUGGCAGGUUCACCCAGCAGGAGAGAGACUCUUUAGAGUGGAUCAAAGCUACGUUUGGGUCUGGGGUCACCAGGUUCACAAUAGUGCUGUUCACCUGUGGAGACCAGCUGCAGGGGAAACGUAUUGAGGACUUCUUAGAGGACAGCGAUGAGUUGUCAGAGUUUGUCAGCAGCUGCCAUGGAGGGUAUCAUGUCAUUGAUAACAGUGGACAGGACAGAACUACAGAGAACUCGCAACAAGUUGUGCAGCUUCUGGAGAAAAUAGACAAGAUGGUGGUGGACAACGGAUGUGGAUACUACACCAAAGAGAUGUUUGAGGAAGCUGACAGAGCCAUCAGGGAGGUAAAAGAGAGGAUCAUGGGAGACAAAGUACAGACAAUGUCCCCUCUGAGGGCGGUGGGAGACAAAAAUGAGCAGGUGUCAGAUGCAGAAAGAAAGAGGAGGGAAGAGGAAGAGGCAAGGAAAAGAGCAGAGAGGCUUUUCUGGUGUGAACUGGUGACAGCAAUGGGGAAAGGUGCUGCAGAGGGCGCAGGGAUCAUGGGAAAAGACAAAGGGAAAGGCAAGGCAGUGAAGAAAGUGAAAGUGGUGGAGAGGGCAGCGGCUCUGGCAGCCUCACCACUCUCCAUUAGUUCAGCUGCCAAAGCGGUGGGAGGUGCAGUGAGAGAAGGAAGUAAGGUGUUGUACAAGCACCGAAAGACAUUUCUGUCCUGAGGGUGUGUUCAUGGACAUAAUGAGGGUUAAUGUGUCAAAUAAUGUUGGGUACUUCUGUUUCACAUCUGCACUGUAUUGUUGUAUGUAUGCACAAGCCAUAUGGAAAAGUAAACAUGACGGUGCGUAACACACUGCAUGCAUUUUGGUCAUUAUGAACAUUCAACCACACCUUUGAAAUGAAAGAAUUCACAUGUUGUAAUAAAGAUAAUGUCAUACAAAUGGAGUGCAAUUCAAAUGACUACAAGUAACAUCAUAAAAAUGUGAAAAUCAGGAACAAAAACCCAAAAUGCUGAAAUGCUACUGUCCAAUUUGUAUCCUUUACACAGGAAAAGUUUAGUCAAUGUAGUGGCCUAGGAAAGAAAGAUCUAGUCCAGCUUUGGUUUGAUUUAUGACAUAACAUGUUUAAGCCCUUUUUACUCCCUUGAAUAAAUGCUUGGAACACAAAAGACAGUGAUGAAAUGGAAACAACAAACGGCAGUGCCAUAGGUGGCAAAAGGGAGAACAAUGUUAUCAUAUAGCUAUUCAGGAAGUGGAAGACAGAGGAAGACACUUGAUGGAAGAUUGGAAGGAACAAAUUUAAACACGUCAGUAUUUGUAAUUACUGCAUAUCACUGGGCAAGACUUAGGUGGAGGAACCUGUAACAUGUGACUCCAAGUACCUCCAACCUGUAGUGUGGAAGCUACAGCUACACAAACUAAUUUAAGAGUACUGAAUAACAGUUGGCAUAAAAACAAAUUGUAUUUAGGUGUUUUUAACCCCACUUAAAGGGGAAAGUAAAGGUGAACUAUACAGUAUGUUGCCCAGUCCCUUUAAGUUAAACUUAAAUGCACAUCAGGGGACACAUUUUCAGUGUCACAUUUGCAUUUUACGGAGA
Sphaeramia orbicularis (orbiculate cardinalfish) is the source of this 3140-nucleotide messenger RNA. Its product is annotated as GTPase IMAP family member 7. Lineage: Eukaryota; Metazoa; Chordata; Actinopteri; Kurtiformes; Apogonidae. The record is from RefSeq and is a predicted model, not a curated record. The coding region runs from base 1210 to 2265 and encodes 351 amino acids. The transcript has 2 exons. Gene Ontology annotation, molecular function: GTP binding.